Messenger RNA from Akanthomyces muscarius, 333 nucleotides. RefSeq lists its product as uncharacterized. The record is from RefSeq and is a predicted model, not a curated record. Bases 1 to 333 code for a protein of 110 amino acids. The transcript is spliced from 2 exons. Lineage: Eukaryota; Fungi; Ascomycota; Sordariomycetes; Hypocreales; Cordycipitaceae.
AUGCUAGACUUGAGAGGCACAGCCUGCGUCUAUCUUCUUCUGAAGGGACUCACUGCUGCUCAGUUUGGUGGGGUCCGAGGUGAGCUUAGCUUUGCCACACUCACUAUCCACUUUGACCCUCGGAGGACGGCCAAAGACACUCUUCUGGCAAAACUGAUCCAGUUGGAUAAUGACGCCGGGGAGAUUGCUGGAAUUCGGAUACCGGCGAGAGAAGAAGUGUUGGACUCCAUCCUCAAAGCGCCAUGGCUGACUGUCGCCGUCGGCUUUUUCGUCGGGGCCCUGAAGCUACAGUAUAUGCGCUCGGAGGAACCUAGGAACAAGUACAAUUUAUAG